CCUAUUUUAUGAAGAUAAUGCAGUGGCUGAUUUGGGUCUGCACACACAGGAGACAUGGCGUUUAUGAGAGAAAUUAUUGUUUGGAUUCUGUUUUCGUUGGUUAUGGUGAGUGUGAGAGGCCAAGAAGGACUGGAUGGAUUAUCACCCUGUAACUUCCCUGCAAUUUACAAUUUUGGGGAUUCAAAUUCAGAUACUGGUGGAAUUGCAGCUGCAUUUUAUCCGAUGAUAUCUCCAUCAGGCGAUACUUUCUUCCGUAAGCCUUCUGGCAGGGCCUCCGAUGGACGCCUCAUUAUCGACUUCAUUGCUCAACACCUGGGACUGCCUUAUUUGAGUGCAUAUCUUGAUUCAAUUGGAACCAAUUUCAGACAUGGUGCUAAUUUUGCCACCGGGGGUGCCACCAUUAGGCACCAGAAUGAAUCAUGGUUCCUGAAUGGAGUGAGCCCAUUUCCUCUUGACGUUCAAACUGAACAUUUCAACCAAUUUAAGUCAAGGACGACCGAUCUUUAUAACCAAGCUGAUAUUAAUGAUUGUGAGAAAAGUAGACUCCCGAGACCUGACGAUUUCUCGAAGGCUCUUUAUACAUUCGAUAUUGGACAGAAUGAUAUUGCUGCUGCUUAUCGUGCUGCGAUGAGUUAUGAAGAAAUUCGUACAACGAUCCCUGACAUGGUUAACCAACUGGGUUCUGCCAUCCAAUACCUACAUGGUUUAGGGGCAAGGACAUUUUGGAUUCACAACACAGGACCUUAUGGUUGCGCGGCACUCAUUCUACACCACAUCACGAACCCACAACCAGGCUAUCUUGACCAAAUUGGUUGUGUCAAAGAGCAAAACGAGGUAUCGAUGGAGUUCAAUAGACAGCUCAAGGAAAAAGUAGUAGAACUAAGGGGGGAGCUUCCGAAUGCCUCUUUAACAUACGUUGAUAUGUUCGCCGCAAAGUAUGGAUUGAUUAGAAAUGCAAAACAAGAAGGAUUUGCUGAUCCGAAAACGAUAUGCUGUGGAUACCAUGAAAAUGGUGCAGAUGUUUGGUGUGGGAAUAAGGCGACCGUCAAUGGUUCUGAAAUCUACGCCGGUUCCUGCAAAGAUCCUUGGUCGGUUAUUAGUUGGGAUGGUGUUCACUACACUGAAGCUGCAAAUCAUUGGAUUGCUAAUCAUAUAAUCAAUGGUUCAUUGUCUGAUCCACCAAUUCCCCUUACACAUGCAUGCCAAUGCCAUAUAUAGGCAUUAAAUAUCUAUUACUUAUUUAAUAAACGUAUGGAAAUCAGAAAUUUAUGCUCUA
Molecule: messenger RNA, 1276 nt
Organism: Tripterygium wilfordii
Lineage: Eukaryota; Viridiplantae; Streptophyta; Magnoliopsida; Celastrales; Celastraceae
Product: GDSL esterase/lipase At5g14450-like
Exons: 4
Coding region: 55-1218 (387 amino acids)
Molecular function (GO): hydrolase activity, acting on ester bonds
Source: RefSeq, a predicted model, not a curated record